Suillus subalutaceus is the source of this 1248-nucleotide messenger RNA. RefSeq lists its product as uncharacterized. Lineage: Eukaryota; Fungi; Basidiomycota; Agaricomycetes; Boletales; Suillaceae. The record is from RefSeq and is a predicted model, not a curated record. The coding region runs from base 1 to 1248 and encodes 415 amino acids. The transcript has a single exon.
AUGAAGAUCAAGCGAGACCUGUCGCUUGUCAGCAAAGCGUGGAAUAGAUACAUGCAGGAGUACAUGUAUGAGUUUGUUUGGAUCAGUCGAGCCAGCCAAGCAAAAAUGCUCGCGCUCACCUUGCUCACGCAAUUUAUAGAGGGCAAGCCAUCGAGUGGCCACUACAUCCGCCGAUUACACAUGGAAACACCCGUACUUCUACGGUGCGCCACGGAUGACAUCCGUACCAUUCUCGAUUACGCCCCACAUCUCGUCAUCUAUUCCGACCAUCACUCAGUGAGAUGCACACGGUAUUCAGAGUUCAUCGAUGUGCGCUGUUCCCCGGAACAGAUGGUUUCUGUUCUCGCGAAUUCGAAUAGCAAACUCCGCAGACUUUCUCUCACCAACUACAGCGAUGACCCCUUCCCAAAACAUGUGUCGCCACUCCUCCGGCGCACUGCAGCUAACCUCGAAUACCUAGAACUUUCAUCGUCCAGCAUACCCCUCGUUUCUGGCCACCUCUUCGCGUCGAAAUCCCCCAUUGUUUCCCUUCCUGUUCUUCAGUCCCUUAAGCUGACCCUCGAUAACACAACAUUCGCGGUACUUGCCGCAUGGGACAUGCCAAAUCUGCGAAAUGUUUCUGUAGUCUCCUCAGAUUUUGGCUACGCGGGCCCCGGUUUCGCUUAUUUCUUUGCCGCGCAUGGCAAAAAACUACACCAGCUGGAGCUGGGACACUCUUCUUCACUUGUCGUCGAGCACUACCUAUCACUCCGACCUCGUCCUGUGCAACAGAUUCCACUAGCAGAGUGGUGCCCCAACCUCAAAGAGUUCAUCUGUUCUGCGGAUGCAGAGUGGAACUGGCAGAACCCAGAUUGGAUAGCGCCACACGUCCUCCUUCCUGGGCACAAAAGCCUCGAAUUCAUUGGCAUCCGAGAUAUUGAUAAGCGCCUCAUGGAUGACGCAUCUGCUUUCCCUGCAGACGUAGAAGAUGAAGCGCCAUUUUUCCCAUUGGUGGAGCAAAUCUCGUCGCUACUUUUCAAUAAUGCCUUCCCGUCUUUACGCUACGUCCGUGACCUGAGCCGCGCAUCCCAUUCAAUGCGCGGCGGACAGCGUCCCGAGAUGCGAAUCUUGAAGUUUUGGGCCAAGAUUCUUGCCCGUUGUGGUGAGCGGCAGGUCUGGCUUGAGGAUUUCCGCGGUGUCAACAUCACAUUGCGGGAUCUGAAACGGGUAGGGCUUGACCGUAUUGGAGGUGCUGGUAGCCUCGUCUAG